CCUUCCCAGCGCGUUACACCUUCGCCUCUCGAUAUCAUGACGUAGAGCGUAUCGCUGUGAGGAGCGUGAGGGGAGGUCACUCCAAAUUGUUUUUUUCUGUGGACUUGAAAAAUGAAUCCUAAAUUUCAGACAGAAUAUAAACAAAAUCGCCCCAAGGGCAAUAUAUCGAAAGGUCACAAGGGGAAAUUCAAGAAGCAGCAUUACACACGAAAGCCAAGACUAGCGGAUGUUACCGACAGUGAGAUCGCCGAGUUGAAAUCUCGGUAUAAGUUUAUUGUUCCUGGAAAUAUUGAGACCUUUGCUGAUCUGCCAUUGUGUGAAAGGACACUGAAAGGUUUGGAUCACGCCAAGUAUACAUCCCCCACAGAAAUCCAGCGGGAAUCCAUCGGCCUCGCCCUCCAAGGACUGGACAUCUUAGGGGCAGCCCAGACAGGAUCAGGGAAAACCUUGGCAUUUCUCCUACCUGUGUUGGAGUGCCUGUACAGACAGAAAUGGAGUUCCAUGGAUGGGAUGGGAGCCUUGAUUAUCUCCCCUACACGGGAGCUGGCAUACCAGACUUUCGAGGUGCUCCGGAAGAUUGGCAAGUUACAUGACUUCUCAGCUGGUCUUGUUAUUGGUGGCAAGCAUCUGAAGGAGGAGUCUGAGCGUAUCAACCAGACGAAUAUCGUGAUCUGUACGCCAGGGCGACUACUGCAGCACAUGGAUGAGACUGUCAACUUUACAGCAGAUGCUCUGCAGAUACUAGUGUUGGAUGAAGCCGAUCGAAUUCUGGACAUGGGUUUUGCUCAGACCAUGAAUGCCAUCAUAGAGAAUCUGCCUGCAGAAAGACAAACCCUUCUCUUCUCUGCCACACAGACCAAGUCGGUGAAAGACCUUGCACGCCUGAGUCUGGCCAACCCCAUGUACGUGUCUGUCCAUGAACACUCCCAACACAGCACUCCAGCCAAACUGACACAGAGCUACAUUGUCUGUGAGCUGCAUGAGAAACUUGGUAUGCUGUGGUCAUUUGUCAAGAAUCACCUCAAGUCCAAGGUUCUGGUCUUCCUGUCCUGCUGCAAGGAGGUGAAAUAUAUUUAUGAGGCGUUCAAGCGUAUGCGGCCAGGCGUGACUGUGUUGUGUCUCCAUGGGGCCAUGAACCAGCUGAGGAGGGUGGAGGUGUAUAACUCCUUCUGCCGGAAACACAAUGCUCUGCUGCUGGCUACCGAUGUUGCUGCCAGGGGACUGGAUUUCCCCGCUGUGAACUGGGUUGUGCAGCUGGACUGCCCUGAGGAUGCAAACACCUACAUCCACCGAGCCGGACGCACAGCCAGGUACGAGAAGGAUGGCGAGGCAUUGCUGGUGUUGCUGCCGUCGGAGGAGGAUGCUAUGGUGCAGCAGCUGCAGGACAAGAAGAUACCUGUCAACAGAAUCAAGGUGAACACCAAGAAGCUGAGCAGUGUGCAGCCCAAGCUGGAGUCGCUGUGUGCCGCUGAACCUGCACUGAAGGAGAUUGCUCAGAGGGCGUUCGUUGCCUACCUGCGUGGGGUCUUCCUUAUGAGCAACAAGGCUGUGUUUGAUGUCAGCAAGUUGGACAUUGACAAAUUUGCCAGAUCGCUGGGCUUGGCUGUUGUGCCGCGAGUGAGAUUCUUGCAGCGAGAUCAGAAGCGGCGCCAGGAACGACUUCAAGACAAGCAUCAGGAAAAGCAGAAGACAAGUACCAAGGUGUUGAUGAGGGCCACACAUGCCGCCACUGGGACAUCAGGGAGGGAGGGUCGUCCUGAGGGCUCCUCCAGCGCUUCAUCGGGGGAUGAGGAUGAGGGCAAUCUGCAGCAGAUAAUUCAAAGAAAGUUUAAUGAGUCGUCUACUAGCAUGCAGGGAAAUCAACACGUUUUGAAAUCUUUGAUAAGUAAUAGGACUUCUGAUACAUCAGAAAGUGAGGAUGGUGAAACAGACAAAGAUGAAAGUGAAGACAGUGAUGUUGAGUCUCAUUCUGAUGAUGAUUCAGAGGAAGAAAGUGAAGACAGUGAUGUAGAGUCUCAUUCAGAUAAAGAGGCAGAAAGGACUAACAUGAAUGCUAAAGUCAAGUCUCGGAAGACUGAUCGUAGUGUACCUUUUAGAUUUGAUGUGGAUGACGACGAUGAUCUGUUUAGAGUUAAACGCACAAUACAUGUGGAGGAUGAAGACAGUGAGGAUGAGAUGGUGACGAGGAAGAAAGAAAGCCUUGCCAAGAAGAAACCCACAACGAAAGCAAAAGCUGUAAAGAAACUGCUUAAGAAAAACAUCCAACUUAAUACCAAGGUCAAGUUUGAUGAAGCAGGGGAGGAAGUUUCUGACAUCUACAAGAAGCCACAAGUGAAAAAGAUAUUUGAAGAUGAUGAUGACUUGGGGGGAAUCAACAUUGCUGCUGCUAGACAGAGAUUACAGGAAGAAGACAAGUUUGAUAAACAGUUACACCGAGAAAAAGUCAAACAGAAACACAGGGAGGAAAGAUUCAAGAAGAAAGAUGAGAGACGGAAGAAGCAGCAGGCUGCUGAGGAGCACAGUGAUAAUGAUGCAAUGUUGAACACUGAAGCAGGUGCAUCUGCCAUUGACUUGAUUCCUGACCCAGAAAAGAUUUAUGGAACUGGAGGCUCUUUUGAUGAUGAUGAUGAUGAUACUAGAGACUCUUAUGAUGAUGAUGAUGAUGAUGAUAGACCAAGCCAGGCAAAGAGAAUGAGACCAUCAUCACCUGAUGUGGAGGAAAGUGACAAGGAAGAUGAGAGUGAUGAUGUGCAUUCAUCAGAUGAUGACCCAGGAGACAGGAAACUUGGUGUGGAUGAGAGACUUGAAGUGGAGGAGGAAAUGGCACUUCGCUUGUUGCGUGGCUGUGUGUAAUGGCUUGAAUGUCAUCCGUCUUUGAGACUCAAGACUUGAAGGCUUGUGAUUCAGGCAACAGUGUACAGAUGUGAAUAUUGUGUACAUAAAAUUAUCAUCAGAAAA
This is a messenger RNA of Haliotis rufescens (red abalone), 2958 nucleotides long. Its product is annotated as probable ATP-dependent RNA helicase DDX10. Gene Ontology annotation, biological process: rRNA processing. The transcript has 19 exons. Gene Ontology annotation, molecular function: RNA helicase activity; ATP binding; nucleic acid binding. Gene Ontology annotation, cellular component: nucleus. Bases 112 to 2853 code for a protein of 913 amino acids. The record is from RefSeq and is a predicted model, not a curated record. NCBI's taxonomy places the organism in Eukaryota, Metazoa, Mollusca, Gastropoda, Lepetellida, Haliotidae.